AUGGUGCUGUUCUUCAUCCCACAUACGCCUGAACGAGCGACGUACUUGACGGAGGAGGAGAAAGCUGCGGCUUCUUUUUGCAUGAAGUUCCAUGCCUAUGGAGGUAGCAACAAGUCCGACUCAGAAUUUGAAACGUUCCCAUGGACGUGGGCUUGUAUGGAUGUUGUAAAGCGGAUACGGCAUCUCUGUCAUAAGAUCUCCUUGUCAUUAUUACACCAAUCUACGGCUUCUGCCUUCUUCUUCCAGCCUCGCUACGUGACGGAACAUCCCAUCAACAAAGAAAACCUCGAGAACAUGAAGCAGGCUAACGGCGAAAGGCUUGCCGAGCACCACGAGAAUAACCUUGAACAUCGGCAUCCCAGUAUUCAGGUACACCAUUCAGCUGAGGGCUUCACGAUCAUGGAGCAGGCUUUGCCGGCAGUGUACGGGACCACUACCAGACUGUCGGGCUUUGAUGUUGCAUUCUCAAAGUUCGGCCGCCGCCCCAAAUAA
Molecule: messenger RNA, 492 nt
Organism: Letharia columbiana
Lineage: Eukaryota; Fungi; Ascomycota; Lecanoromycetes; Lecanorales; Parmeliaceae
Exons: 3
Coding region: 1-492 (163 amino acids)
Source: RefSeq, a predicted model, not a curated record